Messenger RNA from Gossypium raimondii (Peruvian cotton), 2503 nucleotides. RefSeq lists its product as uncharacterized. The transcript has a single exon. Lineage: Eukaryota; Viridiplantae; Streptophyta; Magnoliopsida; Malvales; Malvaceae. The record is from RefSeq and is a predicted model, not a curated record. Bases 239 to 2323 code for a protein of 694 amino acids. Gene Ontology annotation, molecular function: protein binding.
GAAAAUCCGCAUUUCUUGCCCUAACUCGUACUACAGCGUACAAAACCCAAGUCAAAAACGUUACAACAGUUGUUCCUUUGCUCACCAUCUCGCCAAUCUUCUCACAUCAGAUUCAUCGAAUCUAACAUAGAUUCCACCCGAAAUUCUCCGAAACAGAGAUCUGUACUUGAGACAGGCUUUGAUUUGUAAUGGCAAGACAUUGAAUCAACGAAGUCUUCAAGCUUUCUCCCUUUCAGAAAUGGCAAAUCCCAUCAAAGGCAAGUCUUAUCUCUUCCUUUUUCUUUUCAUCUUCACUUCUCCACCUUUUCCCGUAGUUUUCGCUGGCUCUAACUCCGUCCCAAUCGAAAACGAGCACCGACAUGAUCGGAUUCCUCACCAUGAACCUGACCCUAAUAGUCCACAUGAUUUUAUCCCUCAAGAAGUUUUGUUACAUAAACUCGAAGAACUAGUUAGAAAUCUUAGUGAAAUAGUUUCUAGAUUAGAGUCGAAAAUAUCGGAGUCUCCAGAUUUUGGAAAGAAAGAUCAAAUUAGUGAACAAAAAUAUGGUGUUGCAGAUGGGGAAAAAGGCAGGGCUGUUUCGGUUACUAAAUACAGUCCCUUUUGGUCGGAGAGGUUUCAGUUCAUGUCAGCUGUGAAAUUAGAUUCUGAUGCAACAUGUAUAAAUGUUUUGCCAUUUCGUGAUUACGAGGGACUUAGCAAGUAUGUUGCUGUCGGAGAUGAAAAAGGAAGGGUUUAUGUGUUUUUAAGGAAUGGGGAUGUUGUGGUUGAGUUUUACACCAAGAACGAGUCGCCAAUUACGGCAAUGGUUUCAUACAUGUCUGUUUAUAAGAAUGAGAGUGUUGUCAUUACCGGACAUCAAAACGGCGUCAUCUUGGUACAUAGGAUUUAUGAAGGGUUGAAUGGAGAAGAGUCGGGUUCGCCUGUAAUGGAGACUGUUGGUAAAUUUGUGGCUGCGGAAAGCGGGGAAGAUGGGUUCCCGAUAACUGCAUUGGAAGUUCAUCAUGUUGGGAGGAUGAGGUAUAUUUUGUCAGCAGAUCUUAGUGGAAAGAUCAGGGUUUUUAAAGAAAAUGGAUCACUUUAUGGAUCUGUGAUGCCAACAAGUAGGCCGCUUGCAUUCUUGAAGCAAAGGCUUUUAUUCUUGACGGAGACGGGUGCUGGUUCAUUGGAUUUGCGGAGUAUGAAGAUUAAGGAAUCUGAAUGCGAAGGGUUGAAUCAUUCUCUUGCACGAAAUUACGUCUUUGAUGCAACGGAACGAUCUAAAGCAUAUGGUUUCACAUCGGACGGUGAUUUGAUUCAUGUUUUGCUGUUGGGUGAUAGUAUGAACUUCAAGUGCAGGGUUAGGUCCAAGAAAAAGUUGGAAAUGAAUGAGCCUCUUGCUUUUCUAGCUAUUAAGGGAUAUUUGCUUAUCGUUGAUCUGGAAAAGAUUUUUGUGUAUAAUGUUUCUACGCUGCAUUAUGUUAGGGCUGGUGCGCCAAGGUUUCUUUUCUCUGCCGGCUUGGAUGAGAUCAGGUCUUCGUUUUUAACUCACCAAGUGGUGGAUACAAAUAAAGAGAGAAGACACGUGACACCCUUAAUAGCGAGUGACCGUGAAAAGCUCAUUGUUCUUGGCCUUGGAGGUGAUUAUAUUGGAAUGUAUCGCUCUAACCUUCCAGUUUUGAAAGGGGAAUCUAAUACGAUGCUGUGGACCAGUCCCGUGCUAUUCUUCAUACUUUUCCUAUUUGGAGCUUGGCAAUUCUUUGCAAAGAAGAAAGAGGCACUUACAUCAUGGGGACCAGAUGAUCCUUUUAGCUCUACAUCAGCUACAAAUUCUGCUCCACUAGGAUCCAACACUGGAGACAGGUCUUUUAUAGAUUCUUCUUCAAGAGGGGCUGAUAUGGCGGACUUGAGAAGCACCGGUCUUCGAAGUAGAAGGUAUGGAUCCCCUUCUCGGUAUCAAGGCGGAGCAACUGGUUCUUUCAGGCCUAGUUCUACGGAUCCAAGCUCUAGACCUGCUUCCAUCGAUCCUAAUUAUAGAGCAGAUCCAAGCUCCAGAUCUGCUUCCAUUGAUCCCAGACCUGCUUCCAUUGAUCCCAACUAUAGAGCGGAUCCGGGCUCUAGAGCUGCUCCCAUUGAUCCCAAUUAUAGAGUGGAUCCGAGCUCUAGAGUCGCUUCCAUUGACCCCAAUUAUAGAGCGGAUCCAAGCGCUAGAACUGCUCCGAUUGAUCCCAAUUAUAGAGCUGCUCCAGAGCUGAAGUAUAGGGGUCCAACCCUGGAAUCUGCUGGGUUUUCUAAACGAAGAGAAAGUUUAUUUGUGAACAGCCAGGUUGUGGAUGACAACAGUUAACUGUUAAAAACCAGUUUCCAUUAACUUACAUUUCAAGGUGGGUUGCUUUUAAGUUGUCCUUUGGCCUUCCAUAAGAUAUUAUGAAAGCCAUUUGAGCUUGCCAUGUUGUAUUUUUAAUUUUUAGCAACAUAAACAAAGAAUAAUUACAGAAGUUUUUAGCAUUAGUUCUGGUUUGAAAAA